This is a messenger RNA of Beta vulgaris subsp. vulgaris (sugar beet), 549 nucleotides long. RefSeq lists its product as uncharacterized. Lineage: Eukaryota; Viridiplantae; Streptophyta; Magnoliopsida; Caryophyllales; Amaranthaceae. Bases 1 to 549 code for a protein of 182 amino acids. The transcript has a single exon. The record is from RefSeq and is a predicted model, not a curated record.
AUGUCAAAUCUCGCGAAACUUGAAUUUGUGGCUCUUGAUAUUACUGGAAAGAACUAUUUAUCAUGGAUAUUAGAUGCUGAAAUCCAUUUGGCUGCAAAGGGUCUUGGUAAUACUAUCAAGGCCGGAAAUAAUGAAUCGGAUCAAGAUAAGGCCAAAGCUAUGAUAUUCCUUUGCCAUCACCUUCAUGAGACUCUAAAGAAUGAAUAUUUAACUGUUAAAGACCCAGAGGUGCUUUGGAGUAAUUUAAAGGAAAGAUAUGACCACCAGAAAACUGUAAUACUUCCCUCAGCUCGUUAUGAAUGGCUAAAUUUAAGACUGCAAGAUUAUAAAUCUAUUAGUGACUACAACUCAGCCAUGUUCAGAAUAACCUCUAAACUGAAACUAUGUGGGGAAAAAAUAACUGAUGAUGAGAUGUUGGAAAAGACUUACACCACCUUUCAUAAAGAUAACCUCCUCCUAAGCAAACAAUAUCGUGAAAAGGGUUUCCAAAAUACUCUGAACUCAUAUCUUGUCUACUUGUGGCUGAACAAAAUGAUGAGCUAUUAUUAA